AUGCGUGAGGUGAUCUCCGUUCACGUUGGACAGGCCGGGUGUCAAAUCGGCAACGCCUGCUGGGAGCUCUACUGUCUAGAGCACGGCAUUCAGCCAGACGGCCUGAUGCCCUCGGACGCGACCAUCGGCGCAAGUGACGACUCCUUCAACACCUUCUUCUGCGAGACGGGCGCAGGAAAACACGUCCCUCGCGCCGUGUUCGUGGACCUAGAGCCGUCCGUGAUUGACGAGGUUCGUACGGGCACCUACCGCCAGCUGUUCCACCCCGAGCAACUCAUCACGGGUAAGGAAGACGCCGCCAACAACUACGCCCGCGGCCACUACACGGUCGGGAAGGAGCUGGUGGACCAGGUGGUGGACCGCGUCAGGAAGCUGGCCGACCAGUGCACCGGGCUCCAGGGAUUCCUGGUGUUCCGAUCGUUCGGCGGAGGAACCGGGUCCGGAUUCGCGUCUCUGCUGAUGGAGCGACUCUCCGUGGACUACGGGAAGAAGUCGAAGCUGGAAUUCUCCGUGUACCCUGCCCCGCAGAUCGCCACUGCGGUGGUGGAGCCGUACAACUCCAUCCUGACAACCCACACCACUCUGGAGCACUCGGACUGUGCCUUCAUGGUGGACAAUGAGGCCAUCUACGACAUCUGCCGCAGGAACCUCGACAUCGAGAGGCCCAGCUACACCAACCUGAAUCGAUUGAUUGGCCAAAUCGUCUCUUCCAUCACGGCCUCCCUCCGUUUUGAUGGAGCUCUGAAUGUGGAUCUAACCGAGUUCCAGACCAACCUGGUGCCUUACCCUCGCAUCCACUUCCCCCUCGUCACCUACUCCCCCAUCAUUUCAGCAGAGAAGGCAUACCACGAGCAAUUGACGGUUUCAGACAUCACCAAUUCCUGCUUUGAGCCGGCAAACCAGAUGGUAAAGUGCGACCCUCGCCACGGCAAGUACAUGGCUUGCUGUCUCCUGUACCGCGGAGACGUGGUCCCCAAGGACGUGAACGCCGCCAUCAGCAACAUCAAAACCAAGCGCACCAUCCAGUUCGUGGACUGGUGUCCCACUGGAUUCAAAGUUGGCAUCAACUACCAACGUCCAACUGUUGUUCCCGGAGGAGACUUGGCCAAGGUCCAACGCUGUGUUUGCAUGUUGUCCAACACCACAGCCAUCGCCGAGGCCUGGGCUCGUCUCGAUCACAAGUUCGACCUCAUGUACGCCAAGCGUGCCUUCGUCCACUGGUACGUGGGGGAGGGUAUGGAGGAGGGAGAGUUCUCCGAGGCUCGCGAGGAUCUGGCUGCCCUCGAGAAAGACUACGAGGAGGUCGGGAUGGACUCCAACGAGGGCGACGAACAAGGAGAGGAGUACUGA
Molecule: messenger RNA, 1350 nt
Organism: Geodia barretti
Lineage: Eukaryota; Metazoa; Porifera; Demospongiae; Tetractinellida; Geodiidae
Source: the annotation of a GenBank genome assembly